CUGUCAAUGUCAAAUUCAUUUUUUACCGAUCGCCAUCGCCACAUGUAACAUUUUCUAUGUUAUAAACUACAAAUUAAUAAUUCUUUACUUAUAAUAAUAAAUAACCACAAAAAUGAAACCUCUUAUGCUGCAAGGGCAUGAGCGUGCUAUAACGCAAAUCAAAUAUAAUCGUGAAGGAGAUCUAUUGUUCUCUGCUGCUAAAGACUCUAAACCAAAUGUCUGGUGGUCUCUAAAUGGGGAGAGGCUAGGUACGUUCAAUGGACAUGGUGGCGUAGUGUGGUGCUUGGAUGUAGAUUGGCAAACCAUAAAUUUAAUCACUGGCGGUGGCGACAGUUCGUGCAGACUCUGGGACUUAGAAACUGGAAAAAAUAUAGCAACAAUUAAAACAAAUUCUUCAGUAAGGACAUGUAACUUCAGCUUCAGCGCAUACCAAGCUGCCUACACCACAGACAAGGCUAUGGGCCAUCCUUGUGAGGUCUUCAUAAUUGACACAAGAACUAUUGACGAUUCAAUUUCCACUCAAUCACCUAUACUAAAAUGGGAGAUCACAGAUUCUAAAGUCACCUCAAUGGUAUGGGGUACUCUAGAUGAGACGAUCAUAACAGGCCAUGAGACUGGAGACCUUAUCCAAUGGGAUCUAAGGACUGGCAAGAAAGUACAUUCCAUCAAGGAGCACACCCAUCAAAUCAAUGAUAUGCAAUUAUCCCGCGAUGGAACCAUGUUUAUCACAGCAUCAAAGGACCAAACUGCUAAGUUAUUUGACACUAGCUCUCUAGAGCUACUAAAGGAAUACAAAACUGAGCGUCCAGUAAAUUCCGCUGCCCUCAGUCCAAUUCUUGAUCAUGUAGUCCUUGGUGGUGGUCAAGACGCUAUGGAGGUAACCACAACAUCAACAAGACAGGGUAAAUUCGACGCCCGAUUCUUCCAUCUAGUGUUUGAAGAGGAGUUUGGGCGUGUUAAAGGUCACUUUGGGCCUAUCAACAGUUUGGCUUUCCAUCCUGAUGGAAAGAGUUAUGCAUCUGGCGGUGAAGAUGGUUAUGUAAGAGUGCAGAGUUUUGAUCAGUCUUACUUUGAUUAUACUUUUGAUUACAAUAGAGACUAACCCAUAAGGGAAAUUUUGUUAUUAACUUCUCAUAUUUGUGAACAAUUUUUUGAAUUAAAACUAUAAUUGUCACAUAAAAA
This is a messenger RNA of Galleria mellonella (greater wax moth), 1182 nucleotides long. RefSeq names its product eukaryotic translation initiation factor 3 subunit I (gene eIF3i). Gene Ontology annotation, molecular function: RNA binding; translation initiation factor activity; protein binding. Gene Ontology annotation, biological process: cytoplasmic translational initiation. The coding region runs from base 113 to 1102 and encodes 329 amino acids. Lineage: Eukaryota; Metazoa; Arthropoda; Insecta; Lepidoptera; Pyralidae. Gene Ontology annotation, cellular component: eukaryotic translation initiation factor 3 complex, eIF3m; cytoplasm. The transcript has 5 exons. The record is from RefSeq and is a predicted model, not a curated record.